AUGGAGAGCGCGAAAUCUCCACCGCCUUCAACAGCACAGCUAUUCCAAGUAUUUCUAAGACUUCGCCCAUCAUCACCGCAAUCCUCGGUUUCGGAAACACGCUUCUUGACCUCGGCCCCGAGUCAAAAUUUUGUCUAUGUGACGCCUCCACAGGAGAGAAAUAGGUUUAGAGCUAUCGAAAAGUUCGGAUUCACGAGCAUCUUUGACGAGCUCUCAGAGCAGAAGGAUGUGUUUGUCGAGACGGUUAUGCCGUUGUUGCAGCAGGCGAUAAAUGGGCGGGAUGGAACACUGGCCACGUUGGGUGUUACCGGGAGUGGGAAGACACAUACAAUACUUGGCAGUAAGGAUCAGAAGGGUAUGACACAGAUGGCUCUGGAUGUGCUGUUCUCAAGUAUAGGGGAUAGAGUGGUGGAUUACGACAGAGUUGAUAUUAUGGGGAGCGAUCAUACGGAAGCUAUAUUAAUGGAUGCUGUUACCUUUCACGAAAGGAUGAAUAGUGCUUUAGUAAAGACCCCCACUAAGCGGCCCAAGCCAGGGAAUUUUUUAGCUCACAGGCUUCAGGAUGGACAUACAUCAAAACGCUCGUCGCUUGCCCACAUUUCCACUCCAAAGGCGCCUGAUGUCAGUGAUUUGUCGGUAGAUCUGGAUAGCAAAUCAAAAUAUGCUGUCCUUAUAUCAAUGUAUGAGCUAUACAAUGAUCGUAUAUUCGACUUGCUCGACGAUUUGAGUAUCAAUAAACAAAACCGUCGCAAAGCUCUGAUCUUUAAGAAGCCCUCGACAACUGCAGCUUGGGAUACCUCCAAGGAAUCUAAAAAGGUAGUAUCGGGCCUUCGCAAGGUUUAUACGAAAAACUUCCAGGAGGCACUCCAGAUAUUAGAACAUGGACAAGCCUCUCGCAGGGCCUCACCAACGCAUAGUAACUCAGUAAGCUCUCGCAGUCACGCCUUCCUCCAGGUAGAAGUCAAGAGGUUUUCUCCGAGAGGGAAUGAGAAGGGCGGAGCGAGCCUGCAUAUAGUUGAUCUUGCUGGUUCGGAACGCGCCCGUACUGCGAAGACUGCGGGGGAAAGGCUUGCCGAGGCGGGUUCUAUCAAUCGCUCCUUAAUGUGCUUGGGCCAGUGUUUGCAAUUACAAACGCAAGUCAGCGAUAACGGAAAACCAGCUGUGGUUCCAUGGCGCCAGUCGAAGCUCACUGAGUUGUUAUUCUCCAAUUCAUUUUCGGGCGCUGGGGGUGGGGGGCAGAGGGCCAGCAUGAUAGUCACCGCGGACGCCAUGGGUGACUUCAACGCUACGACGCAGAUACUGCGCUACUCCGCGCUGGCCAGAGAAGUGACAGUCCCCCGGGCAUCCAGCCGACAGAUCUCCGGAAUGUCCGACUCCAGCGCCGCUUCCUCCACUCUGGACGAACUAGCAGCAAUCCCAACCUCCGUCACCCAAGACGACAGCAAAGACAUCCUGAUAGCGCGCCUAAUAGCGCAGUUGGAAGAGACUGAAGCCCGCUGGCGCGACGCCGAGGAACGCUGCCUAUCAACCGAGCAGCAAGUGCGCGAAGAGGUAGCAGACGAGAUGGAAGAGCGCCUGGAAGAAUGGCGGGAAGGCUACGUCGAUGGGAAGCUGGAGAUUCUGCGUAAGGGCAUCAAAAUUCGCGAAGACACACCCCCGGGCGCAGCCGAGCGGAUACGGGAACUCGAGGGUGAGAAUGAGGCGCUGAGGAGGGAGUCGUUAGUGCUUAGACGGGAGGCGCUGGGGAGGAGUCCUUCCAAGGGCCGUAGUGGUGGGCGGGGGUUCCCGAGCCCCUUGAAAGGGAUGGAGAACUUGGAGAUUUAUUAGUUGGUUUGUGAGUUAGAACUUGUGGCUUUAUUCUGCCACAAUUACCGGUAUACCCCGUCUCCUUCUAUCUUCUUGGGUUCAGUAUGCUGUAGGGUAAUAUGUGGCGUCUCGGGAAGGAUAGCGUAUAUGGUGGUCUAGAUUCUUGCCAAAUUAGCCUUGUCUCUGUUUUUCACUUCUCUUGUUCACAAAGUUGAUAUCAUGCAUAGCACAAAAGUUUUUGAUUUUUUUUUUAAAAAAAAAAAAUCC
Molecule: messenger RNA, 2073 nt
Organism: Tuber melanosporum (Perigord truffle)
Lineage: Eukaryota; Fungi; Ascomycota; Pezizomycetes; Pezizales; Tuberaceae
Exons: 4
Coding region: 1-1827 (608 amino acids)
Biological process (GO): microtubule-based movement
Cellular component (GO): microtubule; kinesin complex; nucleus
Molecular function (GO): microtubule binding; ATP hydrolysis activity; microtubule motor activity
Source: RefSeq, a predicted model, not a curated record